Molecule: messenger RNA, 5208 nt
Organism: Betta splendens (Siamese fighting fish)
Lineage: Eukaryota; Metazoa; Chordata; Actinopteri; Anabantiformes; Osphronemidae
Gene: slitrk5b
Product: SLIT and NTRK-like family, member 5b
Exons: 1
Coding region: 1-2610 (869 amino acids)
Biological process (GO): positive regulation of synapse assembly; axonogenesis; regulation of presynapse assembly
Cellular component (GO): membrane
Molecular function (GO): protein binding
Source: RefSeq, a predicted model, not a curated record
AUGCACCUUUGGAUCUGGUGCGUUCUGCUGGGCGCGACGGCGGCGGCGGCGGGCGCCGUGGAGCUGCUCAGCGGCUACGGAGACGUCUGUCAGAGAGCGUGUGCCUGCGAGGAGAGGGAGGGCAUCCUUACAGUGAGCUGUGAAAACAGAGGGAUCGGAAGCCUCUCUGACAUCAGCCCGGCACACUUCCCUCAGUGUCAUCUGCUGCUUACCGGGAAUCUUUUGGCAAAGCUGUCUGCCAACGAUUUCAUUGACUACAAAGGACUUACAAUCUUACAUCUGGGAAAUAAUGACAUAUCUGAGGUCGAAGCAGGGGCUUUUAAUGGACUUCAGGGAUUAAAACGAUUACAUCUCAACAAUAACAAAAUUGAUGCCUUGAGAGAGGAGCUUUUCUUUGGCCUUGACAGUCUGGAAUAUCUACAAAUUGAUUAUAACUAUAUCACUCAAGUGGCACCAAAUGCCUUCAGCCGACUUCGACAUCUGGAGGUCCUGAUUCUGAAUGACAACUUAAUAUCCACUCUGCCUGUGAACAUUUUCCAGUACGUACCACUGACUCAUUUGGACCUGAGGGGAAACCAGCUCAAAGUUCUGCCCUAUUCCGGGCUGCUGGAGCACAUGAACAGCGUGGUGGAGCUGCAGCUGGAGGAGAACCCGUGGAACUGCUCCUGUGAGCUGAUCGCCCUCAAAACGUGGCUGGAGAGCAUAUCGUACACGGCGCUGGUGGGCGACGUCGUCUGCGAGUUCCCGUUCCGGCUCCACGGCAGGGACCUCGACGAGGUCUCCAAGCAGGAGCUGUGUCCGAGGAGGGCCAUCGCCGAGUACGAGAUGCCGCCGCUGCCGCACCUCAGCACCGAUGCGCACUACAGGACGACGCCGGCGCUGGUCACGGCCUCCCUCACCUCAUCUGGGAUCGCGCGGUCGUCAUCAAGGCCCACCAAGGGCCCCCGGCAGUCAGGCAAGCUAAAAUCAAGACCCACUGCCCGAUUCCCAGCCAACAAACCGCAAAACUAUGGCCAGAUUAUUUCCUAUCAAACCAAAUCCCCCGUGCCUUUAGAUUGCCCAACGGUUUGCACCUGCAAUCUGCAAAUUUCAGAUCUUGGCCUGAAUGUAAAUUGCCAGGAGCGGAAGAUCGAGCAUAUUUCUGACUUAAACCCCAAACCUUAUAAUCCCAAAAAGAUGUAUCUCACAGGCAAUUACAUCCCCGUGGUGCGUCGGUCUGACUUCAUCGAGGCAACGGGCCUGGAUCUGCUGCAUCUCGGUAACAAUCGAAUAGCUCGCAUACACGACAGGGCGUUUGGCGACUUGACCCACCUGCGGAGGCUUUAUCUCAAUGGGAAUCUAAUCGACCACCUCACAGCGGAGAUGUUUUAUGGACUAGACAGCCUCCAGUUCCUAUAUUUAGAGUACAACGUCAUCAAGGAGGUCGCCGCCGACACCUUUCAGCACCUGCCCAAGCUCCAGCUGCUUUUCCUCAACAACAACCUCCUGAAGACGCUGCCGGUGGGGACCUUCGUGGGCCUGACGCUCGCCAGGCUAAACCUCCGCAACAACCACCUGCGCUACCUGCCAGUCAGCGGCGUGCUAGAUCGGCUUACGGCCCUGGUGCAAGUCGAUUUGUUCGAGAAUCCCUGGGACUGCUCUUGUAGCAUCCUGGAGCUGAAGCUGUGGCUGGAGCAGCUUAGCACAGGCACAGUGGUAAACAAUGUCAUCUGUGGCUCGCCUAAGAGGCUAGCUGGGGAGGAUAUGAGAUACAUUAAGACAGCAAAUUUCUGCCCUAAUAACUCUGAAAUACUCGCCUCCAUGAUCCCACCCUCGGAAGAAUCCUUCCCCGGCAGUACCAUCACCAUAGAAACAUCCUUGGACUCGGACACGCCGUACAGCACCAUCCCGCUAUCGGUCAUGAUUCUUGCCCUUCUGCUCAUGUUCAUCCUGUCCGUGUUCAUAGCUGCGGGGCUGUUCGUGGUGACGAGGAAGAGACGUCAGAAGAGUCAAAACGAGCAGAAUAACUCCAUGAACGCCUGCAUCAGCUCCCUCAACAUGGAAUACGGCCUUUACAAAAAGGGAUCCAUCCCCAAGGUGCGAACCUCCGCUGGACACGUGUACGAGUACAUCCCGCCUCCCACAGAACCCGCGUGCAGGACCGCCGCGCACGCGCCCGCCGACAGGAAGUCGGCGGAGGGAUUCAGGGACUUUGACGAGCUGAGUGGCACGUAUCAGGGUAACUCGGAUGAAGAGGCAGCCAGUAAUGUGAUAAGCUCGGAAUACAGUGCCACCACCUCAGAGCCUCUCAACAAGUCCUCCACCCCUCGCCGAGAUGAUCCGACGUACUACAGAGACGCGCACGAGCCUGAGAAGCACGCGCACAGCAGCAAUACACUACCGUGCAGGCACGCAGCACACUCAUCGAGCCAGUAUACCUCAGACUUCGAUGCAAGGCAUCAGUACGGGCACCCAGACAGAAUACAACAGACCAUUCUCUACUGUACAGCACCAAGUACUGUGUACGUGGAGCCCAAUCGGAGCGAGUACUGGGAACUUAAAGCAAAGCUUCACAUUGAUCCUGAUUACCUUGAGGUUCUUGAGAAAAGAACCACAUUUACACAGUUCUAAGAGACGUGAACCCACUGGUGCAAUAUUUCCAUUAUAAUCAGGAACUGGACCAUGAUUUAAAAAAGAACAGCCGUCUAUAAUCUACAGUAUGUAUAGCUGGGAUCCACUGCUUACAGAAUGCUGUCAUAAAGGAAAACACUCAUUUUAAAGUAUCACUUAUCAUUUCAUUUCAUUUUAACGUGUAAACAAGAACAACACAACCUCAGUUUUCUUAUGACUCACCCAGCUUAGAAUAUAUCCUGGAGCUGUUUCAUUGACAAUAACGGGAGGCUGAGCUUUUACUCCCAAAUUAGCUGCAUUUCAUGAGUGCUAAUGAAGCGUGCAGACGAUAUGUUCUUAUCCCAGAAGAAACUAGGUUUUCAUUACAUGUAUUCGACGGCCGGUUUUCAUAAUUCAGUCCAAAUGAAGCGCAGACAAAAGACUAAGUCACUUUUAUUCUGCAAGUAAGUGUGUAGGUGUAGACAAAAGUCACAGCCUGUGCAUCUCCUUAGAAACAGUGCUCCAGGGAAAUAUUCAAUCAUUUCGGAGGAUCCCUGUUCUACUGGAGGCACUGCUCUGGUUAUCGAGCCCCAGGUCAUCAAUCAAAUGCAAUAUCUUAAAUCACAUCGUAGAAGAAGAGUAAAUCUCUGCACGUUGGAAGAGAAUAAUUGAUGUUUGCUAAAAAUAUAGCUGUGGGGUAAUGUGUGAAGGCAGCGUUCCCGUCUCCAGGCGUCAUUAUCAGCUGCAUUCACGUGUAUUGUAACCGAAGGACACCGGUGCACAUUGAGAACGGCAAUGUAAGUGUAACGAGUGUCAAAGCACUUCAAUCUGAUUAUAUAUGCAAACCUGACACUCAAGGCCACAUGACGCAUCUUAUCAUGUGCUGUUCAUUUAUUUUACAGCAGGCCUGAGUCGUCUUCCUCCUACCAUACAUUUGACAUCAUUAACUGUCAUUUUCUUUUGCUUGAAUUUCUGCAGACUCGUGUAAAUGGCUCCUAUUUUUAUACAAAGAUGGACCUGGAGGGUUUUUUUGUUGUUCCUGUACAAAAAUGCACUAUUGACUGCUGCAGGUCAACAAUGAUGUCACUUUCUGAAAUGCACAGUAUGGUAACACAUGUGCUUACAGCCAUAGACGUAGGCUUAACAAAGGCAUACACACACGUAAGACUAAACAAUCCUGCACUAUGCAUAGAUUAUAUUCAGACAAUCUGUCCCAUAGCGCAUCCCCUCUGUCACAGACCAAGACUAUUCAAGAAUAUGACCGUGUCCCAUACGAUUUAACACUCACAAAUAUUCAAACGGACUUUUCUACCACAUUUUGGAUAAUUCAUUUUUCUAAAGCGUCAUAUAUUUUUAAUGCUGUGUGUUUUUCAGGGGCUACUGGGAGGCUCUGUUUGGAUUGCAAUGAAUAACAGUCUGUUUGGGGUUGAAUGGAAUCCAGCACUUGGUAAUUCCUUUUUAUGCAGGCGAAGGCAGGUACACAGGUGUGAAAUGUCUGCAGGAGCUUUAGCUGUUUGACUGAAAAGCACAACAAAGGCACGCGGCCGCCGGAUGGACAGAGUGGACUCUAUGCGUAAUGUUCUGAAGGAACCUAAAUGCAUCGUCAGCUCACUGACCGUUUUCGGGGUCAGCUGUGUAUAAGCCAAGAAAUGAGUCUUUCCCUGAGAGUUUAAUACACAGUAAACACACAUUAUAUGGAGUAUUAUGCACUGAACCUGUCAUCUUAGCUCAUCUCAUUAGAGGACACGGCGUAUCUGGACCCUGUCGGCCUGUCACCCAGUAUUACACUGCAACAUUAGUCAUGUUGUUUAUCAAGGAUCCACUCUUGUUGCCUUUCAUAUGUUCAGAGUCAUUCAGCCAUUAGUUUGUCACUUGAACCUGUUCUGCUCUUUGCAAAUUUCUCAGAACAAAUUGAUUCCAAUCUCCACGACGACGCAUGACGUAAGCCUGCAAAGGGAAAUGGUACAGUAGGGUUUUUCUAUUAAUCUUUUGCUGUGAUGUUACUGGUGAAAACACUGUAAACCUGAAAACAUGCACAGACAAAGUGUGAGUCGUGGCUGUCAAAUUGAGCUUUUCUUAGAAAUGUCUAUUAUACGACCGAUAAAGAAAAUCGUGCUAGCAUUUUGAGUUCACAACGUAAUGGAAACAGUAUUCUUUACUGUAUAUAACUGAAAUUUUUAACAUGUUUGUUUUUUUCUCAGCUUUUUGUAUUUGAUGGCCAGAUGCAGUGGUGUCACACGUCAGACUACAACACAAUUGAUAAUGAAACCACGUACAUUGAAUUGUUACUGUCCUGUAUAUUUGUGCAAAUGUCUCAUUUGCCAAUAAGGAGAGGUGCAGUCAGUGUCUUACUCUUAUUCCAGUGCUUAUGUUUGCGUUUGGUUGUUUUGGUUGUUUUUUUUUAAUAUGAAAACUGUGAUUUUUCUAUGUCAAACUCUUAUUUGUAAAUAGGACACUUCAUCAGCAUUUCCAUGCAAACCUGGUUCAGCUUUGAAACGCGCAAACCUGGUCUCUUCUUGCAAAAACACAGUCCAACUAGGAAUAUGUGGGGUAAAUAUAUCUACAAUGUGCCGUUUCCUUAGUUGUUAGCUAAUGAAUAAAAGAUAUGCAUUCAUCUGA